Molecule: messenger RNA, 199 nt
Organism: Entrophospora candida
Lineage: Eukaryota; Fungi; Glomeromycota; Glomeromycetes; Entrophosporales; Entrophosporaceae
Source: the annotation of a GenBank genome assembly
AAUUUUUGAUGUUUCUGAAUCUGAUUUAAAAAUUUUAAAUCAAGCAGAGUUUUCAGUCCAUAGAUAUUAUAUGGAUUUGAAAGAAAAUCUCAAGCAUCAAUCAACACAAUUUAAAAGUGACAAUGUAGAAUCUUUUGGUAUUUUUCGUAUUUACUCAACACUACCAUAUAAUUCUGAUGCUUAUUUAUGCAAUGAUUGA